Drosophila kikkawai is the source of this 1866-nucleotide messenger RNA. It is a transcript of the gene frj, whose product is annotated as membrane bound O-acyltransferase domain containing farjavit. The record is from RefSeq and is a predicted model, not a curated record. Gene Ontology annotation, cellular component: membrane; mitochondria-associated endoplasmic reticulum membrane contact site. Gene Ontology annotation, molecular function: lysophospholipid acyltransferase activity. Gene Ontology annotation, biological process: phosphatidylinositol biosynthetic process; lipid modification. NCBI's taxonomy places the organism in Eukaryota, Metazoa, Arthropoda, Insecta, Diptera, Drosophilidae.
UAUAUAGUGUAAUCAAUAGUGCAAUCACAUUGAUUUAGUCAUUAGUAGCCAAAAAUAUAAAUAAAAGGCGAUUUAAAAUAUAAAUCAAUAGCCGAUGGGAAGAUGAGUAUCGACGACGUAAUCUACGUGAUAUGCCUACUGGCCUGCAUCGGAGCUGGGAGCUUUGUGAGGAAGAUUACCAAUGAGGAGCACCGGAAAUUGGUGUCCACCGCUCUGGGGGUGAUUGUUGUUGUGAUUGUUUCGGGACUGCACAGCCUGCAUUGUUUUGCGUCCUUGGCCUUGGGCACGGCGUGCGUGCUCCUAGUGCAUCCAAGCAAAUGCCACUUGGUGACUUUCGUUGUAAUGUUUGGUUACUUGGUGUUCUUCCGACUGUUCGACUUCUACUUGGGCAUCCCUGGCCACACCAACAUGAUCCAAAUGAUUCUCACCCUGAAGGUUUCCGGCAUUGCCUUUGAGAAAACUGCGUCCUGGAAGCGGCUGCAGGCACGGGACGAACAGAAGAUGAACGAUGAUCAGCGGGAUGUGAACCAGGAGAGCCUCGUAGAGAUAACGGACUACGACGAGGAUCUGCAGACGCUGACUGCCGCUGAGAUUGUCCACUACAGCUUUAACUAUAUAGGAGUUCUUACAGGACCUUACUACCGGUAUCGCACAUACAGGGAUUACUUUGAGAUGCCCUUCAAGACGCAUGCCCCCAGCAUUGAGGCCACUUUGGAAAAACUGAAGUAUGCCGUUUUCUACUGCGCUCUGUACCUGACCACCAACUAUCUUUGGCCACUGGAUUACGCAAUGAGCGAUGAGUUCUACAACGAUCGCUCCUUCAUUUACCGCCUGCUGUACGUUUGGCCAACAUUCUUCACAUUCCGUGCCCGUAUUUAUACGGGUCUGACCUUGAGCGAAUGCGUCUGCACUAUGGCCGGCUUUGGGGCUUACCCGGACGAGUCGGACCCGAACAAUGGAGAGGGACCGCGUAAGCGCUAUCAGCACCUAAAACGCGACGCGGAGAAGCACACAUACAACUUUACAACAAUUGUGAAUACAAGGGUUCUGGAGGUGGAGCGCUGUUGGACCUUCCGCGAGGGAAUGAAGCAUUGGAAUGUCUGUGUGCAGUACUGGCUGGCUGUCAACGUUUACAAGCUAUUUCCAAGCAAAAAAUACAGAACUGGCGCCACGUUACUGUGCUCCGCCUACUGGCACGGCUUCCGGCCGGGACACUACUUCUGCAUCAUGGGGGCUCCGUUCUAUGUUUCCUUAGAGGACAUGUGGCACAAGCUGGUGCGGAAGGACACCACUGGACCAAGACGAAAUGUGAUCGACGUGCUAUUCUGGUUCUUCAAGUGGUUUGCCUUUAGCUAUCUAGGCGAGGCCUUCCUGCUCUCAUCGUUCGGCAACAUUUGGCGUUUCUACAGCUCUGUUUAUCACAUUGGCUACAUCAGUUGGGCAGCCAUGAUUGCUCUCGGGCUGUUUCUAUCCAGCCAGAAGAAGGCUGCCGAGCGGAGAAAGAAACGAGCCGCAGAGAAUGCAGCUGGACCUGGCGGAGACGGAGUCCGUACUGAGGUGGAAAAAGAGAAAGCCCAGUAAUCAGCAGGAUCAUUCCAAAAUGGGUCAAUAGAUGUAGGAGCUGCAUGAAUCCGUCUAUCAAGAUUAAAUGGCUCUUUCAAAGUUAGUCUAAUUCUAUUGUAUAUCUGAUAUCUUCCGAGAGAUCUACAUCUCUGUAUAAAUUACUAUACUAAGGGUUUACCAAAGUGGUGCGUAUUUAUUCCGAGCCUACCUACAGUUAUUAACAAUAAUUAUAUUCACUUUUCACUUGUUUAAUUGGGAAUGUAAGUAAGUACACGAGAAAUAAAUCUGCUUUCGGUUGAAGAA